Messenger RNA from Syngnathus typhle (broad-nosed pipefish), 2473 nucleotides. RefSeq names its product tryptophanyl tRNA synthetase 2, mitochondrial (gene wars2). Gene Ontology annotation, cellular component: mitochondrial matrix; mitochondrion. Gene Ontology annotation, molecular function: tryptophan-tRNA ligase activity; ATP binding. The record is from RefSeq and is a predicted model, not a curated record. NCBI's taxonomy places the organism in Eukaryota, Metazoa, Chordata, Actinopteri, Syngnathiformes, Syngnathidae. The transcript is spliced from 6 exons. Bases 19 to 1122 code for a protein of 367 amino acids. Gene Ontology annotation, biological process: mitochondrial tryptophanyl-tRNA aminoacylation.
ACCGUCCCCUGUUCCAAGAUGGCGCUGCCGGUGCGGUCUAAACUUGUGCGACAUGUGUUGCUCAGGUUCUCCAGGAGCUUUCAGCGAGUGCACCGAAGGUCUCUCUGCGAUGGCGGCGCGUCGGAAAACAAGGCGGCAGCGCAGCGGGUGUUCUCCGGGAUCCAGCCCACGGGGGUCCCCCACCUGGGCAACUACCUGGGCGCCCUGGAGCAGUGGGCGUCCCUGCAGGAGCGCUACCCGGUGGUGCUGUACAGCGUGGUGGACCUGCACGCCAUCACCCGGCCGCAGGACCCGCGCGCUCUCCGCGCCAACAUCCUGGACAUGGUGGCCAGCCUGCUUGCCUGCGGCGUGGACCCGCGCAAGGCUGUCCUCUUCCAGCAGUCGCAGGUGCCCGAGCACGCCGAGCUUUCCUGGAUCCUCGGAUGCUUGACCAGCAUGCCCCGCCUCCGCCACCUGCCGCAGUGGAAGAUGAAGAGCACGCAGAAGAACGAAGGCAGCGUGGGCCUGUACACGUAUCCCGUCCUCCAGGCUGCCGAUAUUCUCCUCUACAAGUCCACGCACGUCCCCGUGGGCGAGGACCAGGUCCAGCAUCUGGAGCUGGCCCAGGACCUGGCUCGCAUCUUCAACGCGCGUUACGGCGAGCCACUCUUCCCGCACCCCCGCGCCUUGCUCAGUUCCACCCGUAAGGUGAAAUCCCUUCGCGAGCCCUCCUCCAAAAUGUCCAAGUCGGACCCCCAGACCAUGGCGACCAUUUACAUCACGGACACGCCGGACGACAUCGCCCUGAAAAUCCGGCGCGCCGUCACCGAUUUGACCUCGGAGGUGACGUACCACCCGGAGACGAGGCCCGGCGUGUCCAACCUGGUCAGCAUCCACGCCGCCGCCGCCGCCAUCGAGGUGGACGAGGCCGUGUCGCGGGCCCGGGGUUUGGACACGGCGGCGUACAAGAAAGUGGUGGCCGAGGUGCUGGUCCAGAGGCUGGCGCCCGUUCGCCAGCGGCUGCUGCGGCUCCGGGCGGAUGGCGCCCACUUGGAGGCCGUGCUGGACGAGGGGUGUCGCCGAGCCAGGGAGCUGGCAGCCCCCACCAUACGGCAAGUCAGGAGAUUGGUCGGAUUCACUUGAAGCGCUUGGAACUGGGAGCGGCCCAUUGGUCCUUCUCCUUGCCUCUAAUUUUCUUUGUCUCAAACAAAAACAAUAUGUGCCUUUUUUUUCCUCAAAUUCUUUUUCUGCUACAAGGCGUGAAAAGACUAUUGACAGACGGAAUUGGAACAGAUGGCACCUGGUCUUUUUUUUUUUUACAUUUUUUAUUUCCUGUCUUUGAAAUGUUUUAUUUUUCUGCAUUCUUUUUGAAUGCAUGGCGGUCACAAUAAGUAUGAGCCAUUUUCAAAUACUAAAUUGAAAUUGAAAUACGUUUUUCAACCAAAGUCAGACGGUUGGCGGGCGGGCAAACAUGGCACGGGCAUCUGUGGCUCAUUCACUUUAUGCCUUUGCAGGGAUUCAUUUUCUUUUUUUUCAUUCAAGACUCCAAUUGGCAGAAAUAAUAACAAAUGUCUGAAUAGUCAAUGUUUUCUGUUUUGUUUUGUUUGUACUUACUUUUCUGCUGAUUAUUUCCUCCGCAAAACGUCUUUUCCUCUCUUCUUCUUUUCCCUGAUCAUGAUUACAAAAAUGAGCAAGUCAUAUUUAAAAACGAUAAAUUAUUAUUAUUAUUGGGUUUGGUUUGUAGUUUCUGACAGACUUUUUCUGUUUGAUGAAAAUGUCAGACAACAGCUCACAGAUGGCCAUGACAUUUAUGGCCCCUGCGUGGUCCAUUUUUUAUGACAUCACAGACUAAAUCAUGGUGUUUUGAAUCAAACCAUUUGAUGUGUCUUCAUAUUUUUCCUGGUUAAGAAAUACAAAAUAAGCCAUGCGAUGCAUUCAAAUUCUAGAAUAUGUUAUGUCCAAAACUCACAAUUUUCACAUGCAUUGUUCUGAUUCAUAAAUAAAACAAAACGCAUAGUUAAGCACCUUUCAAUUUUUGUCUCAACUAGGAUGCAAAUGUGAACAUUAAAUGUAGACAUAGUUUACAUGCAUACAAAGUAGCCCAAAAAGGAACCAUCCGAAGUUUUCGCCAACCCUAACCCUUUCUUUUUCUUCAUUUCCACCAUUUUCUUGCUACGCUUUUAUAACCCCCCUCGACACACACACACACACGCACGCGCACACACACAUUCUGUGUUAACCGCCCCCUAAAUAAGGUCAUUUUCGCACCCUUUUAAAAAAUCAACGUAAAAUGAAAGAACAUGCGAAAAGUACUAUUUAGUUCAUUUUAGUCGAUAAUAAACCAAAGGCGUUUUAUGAACACAAAAAGUCACCAAGCACGCUGAACAAUAAUGAAAGCGACCUGCUUUAUCCUGCAAAACAAAAAUGACUGCAUGAUUAAAAGCAUUUUGUAGAAAAAAAAAACCUACAUCUCGUUACUUUUGUGCACACAAAA